CUCGCAUUUGAGAGCCGGAAGAAGCGGAUCCUUUUAGGAAGACGAAUCAUCCCGGAAAUGAGUCACAGCGCAUGCGCACUUGUCAAAGAUGUGGCUACGCUCUUGUCAUCUCUUCACACGGCAGAGACGUUACUCAAUAAACUCGAAAGCGUUGUGUGUCCACCAGCUGCACACUGGCCAUCCUCAGCUUACACACAGCUACUAUGAAGGGUUGUACCCUGGUCACAUUCACACCACCCCCCUGCAGAAAGCCUUGCUGGCUGUUGGAUCAGGUGUGGCGGCAUUGCAGAACCCUUACAGACAUGACAUGGUUGCGGUGCUUGGAGAGACCACUGGACACUUGGCACUUAUAAAUCUAAGGGACAGGAUGAGAAAUGACCCUGAAGGUUACCUGGUCCUAACAGAAAGGCCAAAGAUUCGACUCUCUACGCUCGAUCUGAAAAACAUGGCCGGCCUGCCUGAUGGUUCUUUCGGGAGAGAAUACCUCCGUUUUCUGGAGGACAAUAACGUGACGCCUGACUCGAGGGCAGAGGUGAAGUUUGUGGACAACGAGGAGCUGGCUUACGUCAUGCUGAGAUACAGAGAAGUGCACGACUUACUGCACACGUUACUGGGCAUGCCCACCAACAUGCUGGGCGAAGUGGCAGUGAAAUGGUUUGAAGCUGCUCAGACGGGGCUUCCCAUGUGCACUCUGGGAGCUUUGUUGGGGCCGCUUCGGCUGAACGCAAGCCGUUUCCAAACUCUGCUCACGUCUUUGGGCCCCUGGGCCCUGCAGAACGGCCGGCGGGCCCGCUGCGUCCUCAGUAUCUUCUAUGAGAGGCGAUGGGAGCAGAGCCUGGAGGACCUCAGAUCAGAGCUCAACAUUGAGCCUCCACCAGUCAGUUUUCCAAAGAAGAAGAACACAUAAAAAAAAAAAAUCAAGAACUGCUUGUAUAUAAAAAAAAAACUGAAUCACAGACAAACCGGAAGUAUUUGGAAGAUGAAACACUGGAAUUUCUUUUACAACUCGUGUAGUUUUCUACAGAGGAAACAAGGAAAUUUUGUUUCUUUAUAAAGUCUGGCUUGUCCCAGCUUCAAUGAGCUGUUUUUUUUUUUUUUUUUUUUGAGUCAGCGUUCAUUUGAGAAAUGUUUAAUAUUUGACUUUUUUAGUUCUUUACUGCAGGCCUGGUUCAACAGACCAGCAGUGUAACUGAUUAAAAUAAAUUUCCUGUCUAAAUCAUC
Messenger RNA from Austrofundulus limnaeus, 1221 nucleotides. RefSeq names its product coenzyme Q4 homolog (S. cerevisiae) (gene coq4). The record is from RefSeq and is a predicted model, not a curated record. Gene Ontology annotation, biological process: ubiquinone biosynthetic process. NCBI's taxonomy places the organism in Eukaryota, Metazoa, Chordata, Actinopteri, Cyprinodontiformes, Rivulidae. Gene Ontology annotation, cellular component: mitochondrion; mitochondrial inner membrane. The coding region runs from base 89 to 907 and encodes 272 amino acids. The transcript is spliced from 7 exons.